GGCGGAUCUGUUAGCAGGCUAACGUUAACGGUUAGCAUAUUCAACGGUUGUUUUGUUUCGCACACUGCAGCAUUAUAACCACUUGGGAUUUUCUACACAAGGACUGAAGCAGCCGAAAACUAACUGGUGUUGAGUGAGGGAACAGCGCACCAGUGACUUCAAGAGGGCCAUUUACGAAAGUAGGGGCACCAGCACAAUGGAGUGUGCUGUGGACAUUCCCUCAGGUGAGGAUGAGGCACCUGAAAAAGAUGACAUGAAUGCCAAGGAAGGGAAUGAGCCACCCCAUAAGAAAAACAAGAAGCACAGAAAACACAAGAGCAAGAAGAAGAGGAGGAGGAGGAAGGGUGAAAAAGACAGCAGCUCAGAAUCUGGCGCUGAGUCGGAUGCGGAGCCUCUACCAAAACCUGUCCGGACCACCAGAGCCAGUGCCAGAUUGGCAGCAGCUGCAAAAGGCGGAGACCAUACUGGGCUGAAGGAGGAGGGUAAAAGAGAUGUAAUUACAGAUCGUGUGGACACAGAGGGAGAUUCAAAAUCCAAAAAACAUAAAAGACACACUGCUAAGAAGAAGAAAAAGAAGAAGAAGAAAGAUGAAAAGCAGGAAAAGAAAUCCCCAUCUCCUUCCCCAUCUGAGAGCAGCUCAGCUUCAGGUUCUGAGUCUGAAGGGGAAGGGGCUAAAGGUAUCAGUGAUGGCAAAUACUCCCCAGCUGCAGCACCUGACCUGCAAGAACCAGUAUCCAAACUGAUGCCAAAAAGCAAACGAGGGGAUGAGAAGGGGGUUCCCAACCUCACACAGAAUCCUGAAUUGCUUGGAGUGAAGAAAGAGGACAUAUCUGAAAGGGAUGUUUCCCCAACUGGAGGGAAGGGCAGUAACACCAAUGGAUCAGAAAAAUCCUUGGCAGGCCAGGAUGACAGAACACAGACAACAACAGUUAAGAUAGAAAGCAGUCAUGGAGAUGGCACAUUCAGCCAUGCCCAGGAACUCCCUGACAUUAUCCCUAAACAGGAAGGUACUACCCCAAGAGAUGACCCAAUCCUGAAAGAUCAGGCCAAUUCAAUUCCAAGGGCUAAGGUCAAGGAACGCGAUUCAUCCAGGUCAAGGUCUCCUUCCCCUUCCAAGGGCCUAGACAUUAAGAGGUCUGGGUCAAGUCAGAGUCGGUCACCUAGUCCCAGCAGGCGAUCAGACCGGUCAGGAACUCACUCCAGGUCAACCUCAAAGGGAAAACAGUCUACCACUCCUCUUAGGGGAGUUGUAGCUGACUUUUUAGAGGCUAUAAAAAGUCAACUGUCGCGCUCUGUGUCUCGCUCUCAGUCCCCUAAAUCUAGGAGGAAGUCCCGCUCCCCAACCCCCAAGUCUCCCAAGAGAGCCAGCUCUAGGUCCACCUCUCGCUCCCUCACCCCCAAGAAGAAGGUGUUAAAAUCUCCAAGGAAGUCCAAGUCUCCUAAACGUCGAAGAAACUCCUUGUCUGUGUCACCAAAACGACGGAAGAGUCCCCCCUCUCCGAAAAGAAAGCUUUCAAGAUCGCCUAAACGUGGUGGGCACAGAUCUCCCUCUCUAUCUCGGUCUCCAAGGAGAAGUCGAAGGUCAGAGUCACGUUCCCGGGGGGGCACAAGGCGCUCCAGGACCCGCUCACCUAGACGUGGCGGUGCAGUUGGAAGGCGUUCACGUUCACGGUCUGUCACAAGAACCCGCCGCUCCAGGUCUAGAUCCAGACGCCCUGUUCGGCGCUCCCGGUCCCGGUCACUGGCAAGGCGUGCAGGAGGCAGGCGUUCCAGGAGUCGGUCUUUGUCUCGACGUAGGAGGUCGCCACCCACCAGAUCCCGCCGAUCACGCUCUCGGUCAGUUCGCAGGAGCAGACGCACUAGAUCACGAUCUAUUGUCAUCCUUAAGCGUAACCGACGCUCCAGAUCCAGGACUCCCCGUAAACGGACAAAGUCCAGAACCCCUCCCUCUCGCCGGCUGUCAAAAUCCAGGUCUCCAGUCAAAAAGCGUUCUCUGUCCCCUGCCAGGAGAAACCGGUCUCCACCAAGGUCUGGAAAACGCUCCAGAUCUCGCUCGUUGUCUCGAAGGCACCGAUCAAAGUCACACUCACCACUACCUAGCAAAAGGAGGUCCAGAUCUCCCAAGAAGAGUAGCAGAAGGUCAAAGUCUAAAUCUGUCUCUGCUGGCUUGAACAAAUCUAAGUCCAGGUCUAGGUCUGAGUCAAGUGAGGGGCAUUCUGAUAGUUCCUCUCCAGCCAGAUCCACAUCUUUGUCUCCUGUCAAGGAGAAGAGGUCCUCCUCUCCUAAGGCAGAGCAGACAUUUAAUGUGAAGGCAGCUGGAAAAAGUGGAGCAGUUUCCACUGUGGCAGGUUCAUGGAAACCAGUGCCCUCAGCAGCUGCACCCAUCUCCCAAGCUGGAAAUUUCUCUGAUAAGUUGCAGGAGCAGCCUCAGACCCUUUCUCCCAACAAUGAAAAGGAACAGAACGAGCGUGCCAGUUCAUCCAAUGAACGAGAUAUUUCCAGGUCCAGGUCUGGUUCCAGAGAGCCUGGCACUGGUCCAGAUGGGUCAGAUUGUUCAGAAGGCUCAGAUGAAGAAGAGGAUUCUACUUCCCCAGUUAAAACGUUAUCCAAACGUCAGAGAAGCUCCUCAGGUUCAGCAUCUCCAAGAAUGCAGAAAAAGCAGCUGUCAAAGUCACGUUCACCUACAGAACGCCGAAAACCUUCACGCCCAACAUCAUCGCCUCGACGAUCAACAUCCAAGACCACAUCCAGAAGGAAGCAAUCCAGGUCCAAGUCUCCAGUGAGGAAGAGAGAAUCUGUUUCUCCAUCUGAAAGGAAAAAACGGCGGUCAAAAUCUCGGAGUCCUGCCCGGCGGCGAAAGGCUAGUGUCUCCCGCUCUACCGCACGGCGUAAGAGAUCACACUCCAAGUCACGAUCCAGGAUACGCCGAUCCAAGUCCCGCUCUCCAGCCCGCAAAAGACGAUCCCGUUCCCCCAACGGCCGAGGAAGGAGGAGGUCCAAGUCCACAGACAGAAACAAAAGAUCAAAGAGCAGGUCUGCAGGCCGGAGGAAAAGAUCCAGAUCAGGAGACAGAAGCAGGCGAUCUAGGUCACGUUCCUCUGAUCGUAGGCGCAGGUCAAGGUCAAGGGGUCGAGGGAGGCGCCCUGUGUUUCGCAGUCGUUCAUUCGACAGACGGGACAGGUGGAAGCGGGAACCCAGUCACUCUCCAGUCCUCAUUCUCCGCAAACAGCGCCGCUCAGGUUCCCGGACACGACGCAGCACCAGCAAGACUCCUCCACGGCUGACUGAGCUGGACAAGGACCAGUUACUGGAGAUAGCCAAGGCUAAUGCUGCUGCCAUGUGUGCUAAGGCUGGGGUGCCCAUUCCCGAGAGUCUUCGGCCAAAAGCCAUCCUCCAGCUCCCUCUACCCACUCCAUCUCCUGCCCCCCUCUCCCUUCCUCUACCUUUACCUCUCCCAAUGGGCAUGGGGAUGCCCAACAUGCCGAAUAUGCCCAACAUGGGUCCAAUGGGGUUACCUACAAUUCCAGGAAUGCCCAGCAUGUCAAACAUCACCAUGAGUGCUGCUAUGGCGAGUAUGACAGCAGCUACUAUGACGGCUGCUUUGACCAACAUGGGUGCUCUGGCGGCCAUGCCUCCCCUGGCUCCACUUCCUACCAUCACUAACAAGCCUCCCCCAUGCCUCGCUCCCCCAGCCCCAACCCUUAAUCUGGACCACAUUGAGGAAGCAAAGAGGAAGGUCACUCAGCAAGCUAACAUACAUACCAUCAAGGAGCUUACUGAGAAAUGUAAGAUGAUUGCAAAUAGCAAGGAGGAGAUGGCAAUUGCUAAACCCCAUGUCUCAGAUGAUGAAAGCUAAAACCACCAAGCCCUCAAGCUACUCCUCUCAAAGGACAGAAGAAAAAAUGUUUUAAAAAAAAAAUGCUUUACAGGAGGACCUACCUUCCUGCAGUUCCCUUUUGAAGCCAGAUGAUGUGACUGAGCCUCAUAAACCAAGAAGAAGACAACCCUAGUUUUCACAGUUAGAGUAUAGGAGCACCGGCACCAGCCACCGCCCCACUCAUCUCCCCAGUUUGCUUCCGUUUAUGUGUGUGUGAGAGAGAGAGAGAGAGCGAGCGAGAGACUGGCCGACUGUCACCUGUGAAAACCACUGAGAAAACUGGGCACAUUGACUUGUGUGCGCAGUUGUAUGACUGUAAAGUGACUCAGAGUAUGUGUGCGCAUUGUGUGUAUAUAGUGACUUUCACCAUCAACCCCUCAGUGUUGCUGCUCGUUCAAGCAGUCACUGUUGUAAAGACUGAAGAGGAAAAAAAAAAUCUAGUGGCGCAAGUGUUUUUUGUAAAAGAUUAGUUUCUCUAAAUUUGUUUUACUUUUAUGGUUUCUUAAAUAAUUGUGUUAAUUGGACACUGCUUUCCUGUUCUGCUGUAUUCCCUCAGUUAUCUCUAUCCCCUGUGUUUUUUUUUAAGCAAUUAAUGCUGACUAAGUUCUGGUCGAUCCUCACAUGCAAUUUGCUUUUGAAAGCCUGGUUAAAGGCAGGGCAAAAGAGUCGACAUCCUGAAACGGUGCCACAUCUGAUUAUUUUGAAGGAAGGGAAUGACUGAAUAAAUUGGCUGCAAAGAAAACAAGGUUUGAAUUUUGGCUAUGACAAAAAGUAUCCUCUCCUUUCACAAAGCAUAACUAAUUCAGUUAGCACAGCCCUGGGCAGGAUUUUUUUCCCCCCUCUUUUUGUUUUUUUAAAGCCACUAACCUGGCCUUUCAUUUGGGCUUUUUUGGAUUUUUUUAAAAGUGGAAACAUGUUUGCUGUAGAUUUAAACUGACUAUUCAUCUGCCACAGUUUUAACACCACUGUCUAAACAUGCAGUGUUGUGUGAUUGGCAGGAAACUUUAAUAUAUAAUAGAAUUUAAGUUGCACAGAAAGCAUACUGUUAAUAUUUACUGCAAAUUACCAUGUUGACAUUUUAAAACUAGAAGCUGUUUGGUAGAGUGCAAAAGUUUGAAAGGUCUGUGUUUCUAUCAUUGGUCAUCCGGGUUUUAUUUUCUUAGCGACUGCCAUGUGAAAACGUCGCUCAUUGGUGCUGUCUUAGAGGUUCCAGAUGUUGGAAUCAUUAAUACUUUAGCCUAGUUGUUUAAAUUGCAGAUUCUCACCACAACAAAUAUUUAGUUCACUGAGCUCAAGUUAUACAUGCAACACAUUUUUUGUCUUGAUAACAAACCGAAUGCAAGAAUGCAGCUUCCCCCAAACUUCAAACCAUUGAUGGAGGUAAUUACUUGUUCAGAACAUUUGUAUUUCACUGUGUAACUGAAUUCAUGAUAAUAAACAACUGACAUUUUAAAUUGACUUUAGGGAUGCUUUUGCAUUUCAGCUUGGCUGUUUGCAUUUUUCUGAAACAUAAUUUCUAUUGGUGGGUUUUUUUGAAAGGCACAAAAGGAGAACAUAAUUCGUGUUGUCGUGUCGGGAGGUGACACAUUUAUUUGUAGUGGUAAUAGAGUUGAAUGUAGAAAGCUGAGUAUGCCUCUAGUUGUUGUCAAAGGUUUUUGUGUACCAGACAAUCAGGUUGUCUCAAGAUGCUACUCUUUUGAAGAAGGAUUUACACAUCACUUGCAGCGCUGUAUUCAGGUGAUAACUUGGGGGAAUUGUUGUGUAUUACAGGAUGUGUAGUAAGAUGCAUGCAUAAUGAAAAGCCCAACAAGCCAUUUACAUUAAUACCCUGAUACAUUUAAUAGCUGUUGUUACCCUGACCUGCAUUAGGUCUGUUGUCUCAUCUGUGUCUGGGUAAACAGGGUCUGUAUUUCACUAAAGGAAUUAGAUAACUGAACAAACACGAACUUGGUGCUUUAGGGAAAACUGGCAGGGAUGUUUUUCUGCUUUUUAAGGAAUCUUCCAAUCAUUACUCCGGUUUAUUUUCAUUGGACAGGGAAAUAACUGUGGGUUCACCCUCCCAUGCCCAGGGCUGUUAAACUGUAGAAGAUUGAUCUGUGAAGGGUUUUUUUUUUGUUUUUUUGUCAGACUGUAAUUAUACUGAUUCUGAACCAAACGUAUUUGAACUGUUGGAGUUGACUCGCUGAAGUAAUCUUUAGGUAUUUUAAUGACAGAAAAAUGAAGAAAAAUGCAUUUUAGGAUUCAUUUUUUGGUCAUUUCAAUAUGACAUUGCUUGCUUUGUACAUAAAUGUGUUGAUGAUUAUUAAAAACCUCAAUGAUCUGUAUAUA
Molecule: messenger RNA, 6205 nt
Organism: Scomber japonicus (chub mackerel)
Lineage: Eukaryota; Metazoa; Chordata; Actinopteri; Scombriformes; Scombridae
Gene: sona
Product: SON DNA and RNA binding protein a
Exons: 10
Coding region: 197-3856 (1219 amino acids)
Biological process (GO): regulation of mRNA splicing, via spliceosome; regulation of cell cycle
Molecular function (GO): RNA binding
Source: RefSeq, a predicted model, not a curated record